AUGCGGCGCUAUCGGCGCGGACACCCUACGCGCAGCGCCUCGACCCCCUACGCGUCCAUACCGGCGUACGAUGACGAGUCGAGCAUCGUUCGUGUGCGUGGCCAGGUCCCGGCAUCGCCGGAGCCGUCGCUGCGUGUCACGAGCCUCUCGUGGAAAAAAUCCACGCCGCGCGGCACGGUGUCGGACAGGAAGCGCCACGGCCGUCCUCGUGCCGAGGCAGCCUCCCGACCUAUCUUCCGCAUGGUCAACUCCGACUCGCCCGCGCCCAGCACGCACGCGCCGCCCGAACCCGAGGCGUCCGUCCCCUUCAAGGCACUGGGCCCCGCGGCGCCCCGAGCGCAGAGUCCGCCUGCAGCGCCUCGCGCGCCCGACGCGGAACAAGCGAUGGAUGCGGGCGAUGACGAGGACAUGGAAGAGCGCAUACAGAAGGAGCGGGAUGCGCUGUGGAUGCACGAGGAGAACGAGCGGCACAAGGCUUAUAUGCGUCUUGCGUCGCCGGAUCGGCGCUCCCAUCGCUCCGCACGCGCUCGGAGUGCGCAGCGGCCUCGCCCGCGUACCCACCGCGCAGCGGCGCGCUCUACCUCCAUGGGUGCCUCGGUAACGCAAGCGCACGCAGGCAUGGCCGCCGGCACGCCCCCCCCGCCGGCUGACGACGCCAGCGAUGCGAGCGAGGACUUUGAAGAUGCUGCGAGUGCGCGUACAUUCUUGCGCAGUGACGACCAGAUGCAACUACGUGCUCAGCUCCUGGAGCAGCAGCGCGAGAUUGAGGAGCGCAAGCGCCGCCUGCUGCAAGAGCAGCGCGAGGCGGAGGCGGCCGUGGCCCGCGAGGCAGCGCGUCUCGCGGAACUCGAGCGCCAGGCGGCCGAGCUCGAAAAGCAGCGCGUCGAAGAGCGCGAAAAACAGGCGCUCAUGGCGCGCAAGGCCGCGGAGCGCGAGCAGCAGGAGCGCGAGCUCGAGCGUCUUGAGCAGGCACGCCUCCUUGCCGUGAAGCAGGAGCGCAUGCGCGAGGCAGAGCGUUUCGAGUCAAAGCGUGUGCGCCUCGAGCAGCAGAUGCGUGAGGCCGCCGAGCGUGAGGCAGCUACGAAGCGCGCACGGCAACAGGCUCUCGCUGCCGAGAUGGAGCGUGAAAAGCGGCGCCUUGACGAGGAACUCGCUGCCGAGGCGCGCCGCGUACAAAAGGACAAAGAGCGGGCCGAGGCGGCCCGCGCGGCUGCUGCGGAGCGCGAGCGACGCGAAGCGAAAGAAAAGGCCGAACGCGAGCGUGCCCAGGCCGAGCGUGAGCGGGAGCGUCUUGCGGCCCAGGAGCGGGCUGCACGGGAGCGGGAGCGUCUCGCGGCCCAGGAGCAGGCUGCACGGGAGCGGGAGCGUCUCGCGGCGCAAGAGCAGGCUGCGCGGGAGCGGGAGCGCCUCGCAAAACUGGAGCAGGUGGCGCAGGAGCAGGCGGCGCGGGAGCGGGAGCGUCUUGCGAAGCAGGAGCAGGCGGCGCAGGAGCAGGCAGCGCGGGAGCGAAAGCGUCUGGCGGCGCAGGAACAGGCAGCGCGGGAGCGGGAGAAGCUUGCGGCACUUGAGGCAGAGCGGGAGCGGCGCGCAGCAGAAGAACGCGCAGCGCAAGCACGGCUCGCGGCCCAGGCGCGUGCCGAUUUGGAGCGGCGCCUCGCUGAAGAGCAAGCCGAGCACGCGCGCCGCAAGGAGGCUGCCAUGGCUGCGCAGCGUGCGCGCGAGGCAGAGGCCCAGGCCGCCGAGCGCCGCGCACGCAGCGCGGCAGAGGCCCUACGCGAGCGCGAAGAGCGCGAAGCGCGCGUGCGCAAGGAGCGCCAGCUCGCUGUGCAGCAGCAGGCGGAGCGCGAAGCGCUCUUUCGUGCUUAUGCGGCGCGUGAGUCGCACGAGGCCCAGCGCCUGCAGCACGAGGGCCGUGCCCUUCGGCGGGCGCGGCGCGAAGUGGACGACGAGGAUCGCAUGGCGCGCUCACAGGCGCGGCGCACCGAGGACACGGACGAUGCAGCGUCCGCGACCGAGACGGAGCACUCAGGCACGUCGCGCGCGUCGGAUGCGACGGAUGCGUCGCGGCUCACGCACAUGCUCAGCCGCCUGCGCAUUGUAUCGCGCCAGACGACGCCGGGCAUGGCCGGUAUUCUGGCGACGACGCGGUCGGCGCCCCAGCAGGGCCUGCGCUUCGAUGCGCCGGCGCCGAUGCGCGACGAGUCGAUACGUACCCACCCUGCGCUCCCCUGGCUGAGCUAUAUGCUGGGGGUGCAUGUGCCUCGCACCGCCCUGCCGCCGGGCGCGGUGGGCGCGACCCCCGGGCCGAGCGUCGAUGUGGCGCACGAUGCGGCCGGAGCUGCGGCAGACAGGUCUCGUGUGUCGAUGCUCUCCAUGCACAGCCUCGAGUCGGCCAUGCCCGACGAGCCGUGGGCGGUGCGGCCGGCCGGCCCGUACCGCGAUGGCGCCGUGCGGUACUUCCCCGGGUACACGGUACAUGGCCUGGUGGAGCAGGCGCAUGUCCAGGCGGACGUGCAUGGCGCGCUGCUCUUUACGGCGAUGCCCCUCUCGUUCGUGCAGCAGCUCCUCUCUCACCUGGACUUUAGCGAUCUUCGCGCGCUGUACGAUGUGUCGUCCGGAGUACGACAGGUGCUCCAGAAGCCGGAGGUGCACGAGGCCCUCCUGCGCCGCUUCCUUGGCCCGAUCGGCUACAUGGGCGGGGCCAGCGAGGUCCCCGAGGGCAUGGCGUCGCUGCCCCUCUCCUUGCUCGAUGUCGAGGGCUUCCUCAUGUAUCUCUAUGGGAGCGACGAGCUCUUUCCCGCUGCGCACUUGUACGUCACAGGUGCCCACCAUCUGGACAAGCGCAUUCCGCGCCUGGCGCGCACCCUGGUCCGCUCGUACAACCGUGUGCUCGCGCAUGUGCGGCUCCAGGCGCCGAGCAAGUGCGGCGGCGCAUGGGAAGUGCACGGCCCCGACGGCGUGCAUUCGAUGCAAGUAUCGUCGCUCGUCACGCCGGGCCUGGCGUCGAUGUUCCAGGCGUGGGCCCCGGCUGGGCGCCCGUGGUUUGCGCCGGAGGUGCAGCGGGUGGAGCGGGAGCUGUUUAUCUCGGGCGUGUGGCGCUUGCUCCGCAAGGGCGACGUGGCGCUGAACACGGCGACGGAUGCACGCUUCGUGUUUGAUGGCGAGGUGCUCGUGCCACUGGCGACGGACUACGAUGCGCAGGGCCACCUCCCUGCUUGUAUCAAUGCGCUGCGGUAUGCGCCGACGUACUUUGACCCGGCCUUGCCGCCUACGCCCACGCCGGUCAUGUACAUGAACGUGAGCCCCUGGCGCGACGAGAUCAUCACGUCGCUGCAGCUCGUGCGCGACAACAUCGAGCGGACCGGCGCGAACCGCCAGCUGUACCGCAUCUCCAAGUGGGUGUACCGCGCGGCCUUCACGGUGUCCGUCCCUUACGAUGGCGCGCCGGACUUUGUGGCGAGCGCGUUCGAGGCGCAUCGCGGCUGGAACGGCACCGUGCUCAUUGACGUCGAGAGCACGGCCGAGCAUGUGGCGCGCUUCCUGGAGCGGUGCCGCUGCCCCGGCGACCCCGCGUCGUGGGUCGCCGACGUGCUUGCCCAUGUGUUGGAGGGCACCAAUGCGCUGCUGGACGUCUCGCGGCCGACCAGCGACGAGGAAGGCGCCCAAACACUGCAUCCAUUUUACCUGCUACGCGACCGCAGCCGUGCCGGUCUAGCAUGCCUCGUCCCUGCCUAG
This is a messenger RNA of Malassezia sympodialis ATCC 42132, 3735 nucleotides long. RefSeq lists its product as uncharacterized. Bases 1 to 3735 code for a protein of 1244 amino acids. NCBI's taxonomy places the organism in Eukaryota, Fungi, Basidiomycota, Malasseziomycetes, Malasseziales, Malasseziaceae. The record is from RefSeq and is a predicted model, not a curated record. Gene Ontology annotation, molecular function: protein binding. The transcript is spliced from 2 exons.